AUUGGUUCUGUUCUACCACCGAUGAUUAUAUUUCCAAGAGUCCGAUAUCACAAUCAUUUUAUAACUGAUGGUCCAGUUGGCUGUGUUGAUGCUGGAAAUGCGUCAGGAUGGAUGAAUAGAGAUAUUUUUCUGCAAACAAUGGAGCAUUUUGUGAAUAUUGUAAAACCUACCCCCGAUAGACCAGUUCUAUUGCUUGUAGACAACCACGAUUCGCAUCUCAGUGUUCAGAUGAUUGAAUAUGCCAAGAGCAACGGAGUUGUGAUGCUCAGCUUCCCUCCUCAUUGCUGUCAUAAACUACAACCCUUAGAUUGCUCAGUAUUCGGCCGAUUUAAGCAUCACAUAGCUGGAGUAAUGGACACCUGGUUACGUGUACACCCAGUUAAAACUCUUACAAUAUAUGAAAUUCCUGGCUUAUUAAAAGAGGUGUGGCAUAAGUCAUUUUCUUAUCAAAAUUGUGUGAGUGGAUUUCGUGUUGCUGGUAUUUUACCUGUUAAACCUGUGAUAUUCUCAGACAAAGCCUUUGCGCCAUCAACUGUGACAGAUAAACCUUACAAUAACCCAUCUCCAUCACAAGUUUUAAAUUCAAGUAAUCCUACCCAAGAGAGACAGAUAAUUGAAUCACAUUUGUUAGAACGAGGGAAGGUCCUUGUUGAUGUUCGAGGUGAUGGUCACUGUUUGUUACAGGCUGUUAAUCAAAGUUUGCUAGAGCAAAAUAUAUGUAUGACUACGCAGCAAAUAAGUGAAAAGCUGAUGAAGGAGGUUGAAACUAACAUUGGCUUUUACCAACAGUUCAGCAUUGACGACGACGAUGUAUUUAAGCAGCUAAAACAGUACCUUUUCUGCAAGGAUUACAACACAAAUACUGCUGAUAUGUUACUUGAUGGUAUAUGCAAUGCCCUUGGAGUCCAAAUAGAUUUGCAUCAACUUGAUGCAAAUAGAAAUACCUGCCGACGACAGCAUCCACCAAGGAAUAUAGAGCAAGCUCAUCUGAGUAUUGAAUUAGCCUUAUUUGGACAUGGUGUUGGAGCUCAGUACGUCAGUGUCCAAACGAAAGUGAUCGACACUGUUCAACUAUUAGAUAUAACGUUCGAGCCAAACCCCUCUCCAACUACAGAUGGUGAAAAUGGACAUACACCUCACAAGACAAUGUCAGUGGACACACUACCAUUUAACAGUCCACCAUCAAUAGUUCGACCCUUGCCAAAGGCGCCCGUCAGUCAACAGAAAUUGAUUAAUAGGAGGAGGCGACACACAGCAAUUUUGACCGACACCCCAGUAAAAGAUUCACUAGCAGCUGAAGAAGCUAUGAAAACAUCGAAAAAAUCAGCAGCAAAGAAAAUCAAAUUCAGUCUCGAUAAAACGGGUGUGGACAAAAAUAACAGAAAGAAAGUACAGAAAAGAAAGAAAAAUCGCAUUGAAAUUUCUGAUUCCGAAGAAGACGAUGCUGAUGUAGACUGUGUUGUUUGUGGCGAACCCUACUCCAGUAUUCGCCCUAGAGAAAAAUGGGUCAGUUGUGUUGUCUGUCAGAUGUGGGCCCAUGUUCUGUGCACUCCUCAAGACACACUCGCUUUCACCUGUCAAAACUGUGAUUCGGAUGAUGAUAUAUAAACAAUGCGUCUUGAAAUUGAUAAGACAAUACUG
Molecule: messenger RNA, 1641 nt
Organism: Patella vulgata (common limpet)
Lineage: Eukaryota; Metazoa; Mollusca; Gastropoda; Patellidae
Exons: 1
Coding region: 22-1608 (528 amino acids)
Cellular component (GO): nucleus
Molecular function (GO): DNA binding
Source: RefSeq, a predicted model, not a curated record